UAAAGAUAAAGAUAAUGAUAAAGAUAAGAAAAUUGAGUAAAUAAAUUACAUUGUAAAAUCCGUUCGUCGUCUGAUGAAACUUGGCUGAGAAUUGGGCAUGGAGGAGGAGAAGCUGUCCUCUGUAGCCAAGAGAUUCACCGCUUCAUCAAUUCAAAAACUCUCUCUUAUUGCUCAGCAAUGCAACGCCAUCAACCUCGCCGAAGGAUUUCCUGAUUUUCCGGCACCGCUCACCCUAAAAGACGCCGCCAUUUCAGCCAUCAACUCCGAUUUCAACCAGUACAGGCAUGUGCAGGGAAUAUGUGACGAACUGGCGAGUAUAGCAAAGAAAACACAUGGCUUAGAUGUUAACCCUCUUACCGAUAUUGCUAUUUGUUGUGGCCAAACUGAGGCAUUUGCUGCUGCUGUAUUUUCCGUCAUAAACCCUGGUGAUGAAGUUAUAAUUUUCGAUCCGUCAUUUGAUACAUAUGCAAAUGUUGUAUCCAUUGCUGGGGGUGUGCCAGUAUAUGUAACACUUGACCCACCUCAGUGGACUCUGGACCCAAAUAAGCUUUUGAAGUCCUUUACGCAUAGAACAAAAGCUUUAGUAUUGAACAGCCCUCACAAUCCAACUGGAAAGGUGUUCUCCAAAGAUGAACUUGAUACAAUUGCGGGAGCAUGCUGCGCCAAUGAUUGCCUAGCCAUAACAGAUGAAGUUUACGAGUAUGUAACAUUUGGCAAUGCAAAGCAUGUAUCUCUUGCCACACUUCCGGGAAUGCACUCGAGGGCGAUCAUUACAUCUUCAUUGUCUAAGACGUUUUCUGUUACAGGUUGGCGGGUUGGUUGGGCAAUUGCUCCUGCUUAUAUUGCCUCUGCAAUGAGGAACAUUCAUGCUAGAAUUGUAGACUCUGCUCCAGCCCCUUUCCAGGAAGCUGCCUUGAUUGCAUUGCGAAGUCCUCCGGAAUAUUUUGAGUCACUAAGACGAGACUACGAGGCAAAAAGAGACUUCAUCAUUAAGCUGCUCGUCGAUAUUGGAUUUCAAGUCCAGUUUGAGCCUCAAGGCUCCUUUUUUCUAUUUGCAGAACUCCCCAAAAAUUGCUCACUUACUGAUGUUGAUUGUGUUGAGGAACUGAUAAAACGUGCUGGAGUGGUGGCGGUGCCAGGAUGCGGAUUUUUUCGAACAAAUUCGUCGAAAGACAAGCGUGUUGAGGAAGAUCGUAGCUACCAAAAGAGAUAUAUCAGGUUUGCUUUCUGCAAAAGUGAUGCCACUUUGACAUCUGCUGCACAAAAACUCAAUGAGACAAAUUUUGAGUUUCUUAAGAUGCAAUGAUUCUGGUGAGCAAGGAGAUGGUUACUAUGAAAUAGAGAAGUUUGAGACAACUUUUUAAGAGUGAUACUUUAAAUUACAUGCCAAUUUGUUUAACAUUUAUUACUGUUCGAACUUUUUUGGGCAAAUAUUUGUUAUUGAGAUAAAGCUAAAGAGAUAUGGAUGGAGCACGGGAAGUAGGAUAAGUAGAGCCCAAGAGCAUCUGAAUAUGAGCAGCUUGACAUGGUAGACUCUCUCAUGUGAACAGCUUGCCAAAGCUAAGUUUGUGUUAGAGGUCAUGCUCGUCUAAGGCGUAUUGCUUGUGGCUACAUGUCUAUGUCAUGCUAACCCUUUACAUGUUCAUGACAUGCUAAACCCUUUAUUUGAUUUCAUGUUGUUCGGCGAAA
Molecule: messenger RNA, 1689 nt
Organism: Cucurbita maxima (winter squash)
Lineage: Eukaryota; Viridiplantae; Streptophyta; Magnoliopsida; Cucurbitales; Cucurbitaceae
Product: kynurenine--oxoglutarate transaminase-like
Exons: 9
Coding region: 98-1306 (402 amino acids)
Biological process (GO): biosynthetic process
Cellular component (GO): cytoplasm
Molecular function (GO): pyridoxal phosphate binding; L-kynurenine:2-oxoglutarate transaminase activity
Source: RefSeq, a predicted model, not a curated record